AUGAGCUCCCAGCGAUGGAUGCUCUCGGUCUGCUUCUCCCUGCUUACAGUAUUUGGGACGGGAGAGUCCAUGGCAACAUCAGAAUCACGGAAAUACACUUGCAGGACCUUCGGCAGCGGGGUCGUCCAGCCUUUCAACGGUUCGGCCUUCUACCUGCGCUCCAACUGCCAGACCAUCCUCACCCGCUUCACCCACAACCGAGUCGAAUGUGACAUCACCGUACGGAGAGGAGACAGCGGCCUGCUGGCUCAAAUCGAGAUCAUCAUCAACAAAGUCAGGACCGUUAUUCGGAAUGGAAGCAUCCAGGUGGAGAAGAAAAGCGUCUCCCUUCCGUACGACCACACCUACCAGCACGUAUUUCACUACGGCAUCUACACCAGACUGAGGAGCUCGCUGCUUCCUCUGUCGGUCACCUGGCACGACGUACCAGGAGGAGCCGACACUCUCUGGGUGGAGCUGGACCAGGAGCCGAGCUCUGACAUGACUGGACUGUGUGGGAGGCACAAUAUGUCAGGCAGCAACCAGCAGCUGACUGCAGAGAGCAUCCUCGCAGAAGACACAUGUCAAACUCGAGAUCCUGUCCCCGCUGAUAAUUUAGUAUGCAAUCAGUUCUUUUCACACGCGAUGACUUGUCUUGGAGCCCAGACACGUCCAUACCGAAACCUCUGUAUGAAGAACAUUUACGGCCAUGAAAGCAACAAAUACAUCAGCUGUGCUUUCUUCAAAGAGAUCGCCCUGCAGUGUGGAAACAGCAGCUACAUCUGGAACAAGUGGAGAUCUGUGACUGAAUGUGCUCCACCAACGUGCCCCGGAGAACUAGUUUAUGUCGAACAGGGUGACGCUUUUGUUCGUAGCUGCUCCAACGUGAACCCCAGAUCGUGCAGGCAGGAGAUCACCAGCUCCUGCGUCUGUCCAGCAGGGACGGUGCUGAAUGACCAUGCAGAUGGAUUCCCCUGUGUGAAUGCGUCCAGCUGCCCCUGCGUGUUCAAUGACAGGAGCUACUCAACGGGGGAAAUACGCAGCACCAAGUGUCAGUCAUGUCAGUGCGACGGUGGGAGGUGGCGUUGCUCAGAAAACUCCUGCCCUCCCAAGUGUGUCAUCGAAGGACAGUUUGUGACGACAUUUGACGGCAAACAUUACGCCAUCCCUCGUAAAUGCAGAUACAUGGCCUCACAGGGCCUCAACUGGACUAUAAAAAUUGAGUUUUCUGACAAUGAAGCAUCUUUGCGAGCAGUUGUACUACAGAUUUUCCAGGAAACAUAUACUUUCACACGCAACAUGGUUAAAUUCGGGGAGGAGGAUAUCACUGAGCUUCAUCAGUCUGAUCACACAUUGGUUUUCUGGGAGUCAUCGAUGUACGUUCAGGUCCACACAUCCUUGGGCAUGAAGAUCCAAGUCCAGGUGUUUCCGGAAAUCCAGCUUUACAUCACACCUCCACCAAACCAUACUGGCAUGAUCUCAGGUCUCUGUGGCAACAAUAACAAUGAUAGCACGGACGACUUCACCACCAGCAGCGGGAUCAUCGAGAACUCAGCGAAGCUCUUUGCUUCGUCCUGGACUUCGUGUGAUUGUACAGGGGACAUACGCAGCCCCUGCAUCAACACUGGCAACGAGAUAUUUGCAGAUGAAAAGUGCUCUGUGCUCAAUGAGCCAAAUGGGAUAUUUGCCAAGUGCCAUGGAUACAUCCCAACUGAUCAGUACCACACAGCAUGCAUCCAACGGACCUGUAACUGUGGCAACAAUCUGCAACAGUGCCUGUGUGUUGCCUUGGGAAACUACGCUAAAGCGUGCGCCGAUCUGGGCGUUGAACUCGGUGACUGGAGGAAGACUGGCAACUGCACUCUCAACUGUCCGAAGAACCAGGAAUUCUCCUACGAAACCCGGGCCUGUAACCGUACAUGUGGGUCCCUGUCUGGCCCUGACCCUCGCUGCGAGCUGGAAGAUGGUCCAGUGGAGGGAUGUGGCUGUCCAGAGGGAACCCACCUCGACCAAGGAGACGAAUGCACCCCAAAGACACAGUGUUGGUGUCAUCACCGGGGCGGUCCAAAACCCCCAGGACCUGUAGUUAUUGAUGGACGACAGUGCCUUUGUGAAGAUGGGGAACUGCACUGCUCCGAAGACUGUGGUUGCAGAAACGGGAAGGUUUGUGUUCACUACUCGGACUAUCCGGUGAAUACGGCUCACAAAACAUGCGACAGUCUCAGCAAACCAUUGAGGUCCAACAUGACCUGUGUGAGCGGCUGUCACUGCCCACAUGACCAAUACGAGGAUCACCGUGGAAACUGUGUGUCUAGAGACAACUGCACCUGUGUUUACAGCGGCAGAGUGUUCGGUGCAGGACGGCACGUCAAGACCAACUGUAAAACAUGUGUCUGUGGUCAAGGCCAGUGGCGCUGCACGGAUGAACCGUGUCCUGGAACGUGCCAAGUUUAUGGAAAUGGACAUUACCAGACUUUUGACUCUAAGUGGUAUCGCUUUGAUGGACACUGUCAGUACACACUUGUGGAGGACCACAGCGGCACCUUCUCUAUCAGAGUGGAGACUGUACCCUGCUGUGACGAGGCGCUGACAUGUUCCCGCUCCAUCAUCCUGGACCUGGAGGGUGAAGUCACCCUGACUCUGAGUGAUAUGAAGGUGACCAGACGCCUCCAAAACGGCUGGUCUGUGGAGUCUGAUCUUCUUUACAGCACACACAGUGUGGGACUCUACAUCAUAAUCACAGUGCCGAGCAAAGGUCUGAGUCUCAUAUGGGACAAACACACCAGGAUCAGCGUAGAGCUGCAGCCAUACUGGAGGAACAAAGUCGGUGGGCUCUGUGGGAAUUUUGACUCCAAUGAGAUGAAUGAUCUGCAGAUAAAUGGCUCAGAAGUGAUGAGCAGUCCUCUGGCAUUUGGGAACAGCUGGAAGGCUGCUACUCCUCCUUGCUGUGACGUGACCACUGAGAUAUUUCCGUGUGAACGCAACUCCUAUUGUUCAGCCUGGGCCCAGCGGCGCUGUAUGAUCCUUAAGGGGGCCACCUUCAUAGACUGUCACUACAAGGUGGAUCCAGAACCAUACUACCAAGCCUGCGUGCAGGAGUCCUGCUCCUGUGAGUUUGAAGGGAAGUUCCUUGGUUUCUGCACGGCUGUGGCGGCCUACGCAGAGGCCUGCAGUGACCAGGACGUGUGUAUAAACUGGAGGACACCUGACCUGUGUCCGGUCUACUGUGACUACUACAACGAGCAGGGCCAGUGUAGCUGGCACUACGAACCCUGUGGUGGGAUGCUGACCUGUGGCAAAGACAGCUAUUUCACGCGCAAACUGGAAGGCUGCUACCCAAGGUGUCCAGAGGAGGCAUCAUAUUACGAUGAGAAUACUGGUGCAUGCACCACAUUGAGGAACUGCUCCUGUUAUUUCAAUGACACUGUUGUUCCGGCUGGAAAAGUGGUAAUAAUAAACUCCAUUUGGUGGACUUCCAACUCCAACCCCUACGACAGAGUCCUCACCAUUUACCACGGCCACUACUUCAUCGUUUACCUCUAUGACUAUAACACCAAACACAACAAUACCCAUCUCUACACCAACAACUGGUCCUGUGGUGAGACGUGGAUAGAGGACUGCUUUGAAAAGCUCUGUAAAUAUGGGAAGAUAGAGUUAACUCCAGUGGUUUGUCCAGAGUCUGCCAUUCCCAGCUGUCCCAGAGAUCUGACCGUUAAGGUCACAGAUGGAUGCUGUGAAACAUGGACCUGUGAUUGUCGCUGUGAACUAUACGGGGACCCCCACUACAUUUCUUUCCAAGGUGUAAACUUUGACUUCCUGGAGGAAUGCUCUUACAUCUUGGUAGAAGAGCGGUCACCACGUUAUCAUCUGAUCAUCGCCGUGGAGAACGUUAACUGUGUCCCGGGUUUCAACGGCUCCUGUGCUACAGGCAUUAUCCUGAAAUAUCAGAACAAUACAGCAACACUCAGAAUUCACAACUUUAUUGGUGUACAGGCCACUCUGAACAAUGAGACCAUACAGCCACCAUACGAAGAAGCUGGGUUGAGGUUUGAGACCACAGGAUACGAAGUCUUCGUCCAUCUCCCAGAUAUACGUUCCUUCGUCUCCCUCACUCCUUCAUAUACCGUGGUGGUCAGUGUGGCCAUGGAGCACUUCCUCAACAACACCCAGGGACAAUGUGGUGAGUGUGGAGGUGCAUCGUGUGUCCGUAGAGGAGGGCAAAUAGAAGACGACACCUGCUGUGAUAAGACGGCUUAUGACUGGGUAUACGCUGAUCCUCUGAAACCAGCCUGUUCACCAAAAAGUGUGCCCUGUGGGGCUGGACCAUCUUCAGCACCCCUGCCACGCUGUCUUCCGAACCCACUGUGUGAACUGCUGCAUCACCACAAACAUGUGAAUCUGACACUUAUAAAGAAGAACUGUGAGUUUGAUGCGUGCAGAAACCUCAAUGCUUCUUGCUCUUCUCUGGAGCAAGCUGCUGAGAUGUGUAAACCUCCCUGCAUCGACUGGAGAGGACUAACUAAUGGAAGCUGUGAUGUACAGUGUCCAGAGGGACUGGUGUACAAAGAAGGUCAAAAUAAGCUGGAUGACUUCUGCUACGGAGGGGUACGUCAACCAGGAGCCCCCCUCGUUAAAAUGAGGGCAGGCUGCUUCUGCCCCAACGGCCUUCUCAGAGCAGGAAACCACUCCAAUGUUUGUGUGAAUGACUGUAACUUCUGCAAAGGAGCUCUUGGUGAGCCUAGACUGCCUGGUGAGGUGUGGUGGUCCAAUUGCCACAUGUGUACCUGCAACAAUCAGACAUGUACUGAGGAGUGUGUUCCCAGCAACGCUGUGCCAAAAGCUUUCCGUGGCCGUUACGGUGAUUGUAACGCGACUUGUGGUUGGAGACAGAUGGAGAGACGUGUCUCGUCCCUGCAGCUCACUCAGCUGCACCAGCGAGGGCCUUCAGAUCGAGACAAAGGUCUGUCCCACAGAGGACUGCUCUGA
Cololabis saira (Pacific saury) is the source of this 4965-nucleotide messenger RNA. RefSeq names its product mucin-19 (gene muc5e). NCBI's taxonomy places the organism in Eukaryota, Metazoa, Chordata, Actinopteri, Beloniformes, Belonidae. The record is from RefSeq and is a predicted model, not a curated record. Gene Ontology annotation, cellular component: extracellular matrix. Bases 1 to 4965 code for a protein of 1654 amino acids. The transcript has 39 exons. Gene Ontology annotation, molecular function: protein binding.